Messenger RNA from Soboliphyme baturini, 2463 nucleotides. Lineage: Eukaryota; Metazoa; Nematoda; Enoplea; Dioctophymatida; Soboliphymatidae. The record is from the annotation of a GenBank genome assembly.
AUUGAUUCCGAUGCGUUUAUGGGUCAACGAGAAAUACUGUCGGAGCUGUACCUGGCCAACAAUUCGCUGUCAGCUGUUCCUUCUGUUUACGGACUCAAAAACUUGCAGGUGUUAGAUCUGAGUCAAAACCAGCUGACCGACAUCGCAGAGGAUUCGCUGUCCGGCAGCCCGUUGCUCAAAGUUCUGGUUGUUAAGCAGAACAAGAUUUGCUCCUUGUCGCCAAAUUCGCUCGAAGAACUCAAACCAAUGCUGGAAUAUCUGGAUUUGUCGAAGAACUGCUUACGCAGGGUACCGGCGCAGAACAUUCGAGGCUUUCAGCGGUUGUCUGCGUUGGAUCUGAGCCACAACGCCAUUGAAGAUGUACCGAACCUGCAGUUCAUGAACCUUCCGGCUCUUAGGGAGCUGCAGAUGGCCAACAACAGGGUGCUGCGCGUGAUGCCGUUGGCGUUCAUGAACGUGCCGGACCUGGAGAUCUUCAAUGUCAGCGGCAACAAGAUCGUCGAUAUCGACGCGAAUCGUUUCCAGCUGUUCGAAAAGCUCGAGGUCUUGGACCUGAGUGGCAACGGUCUCGAUAAGGUCCAGACCUCGACGUUUAAGCAACUGCCAAGGAUAAAGCAGAUCCACCUGAAAAACAACAGGAUUAAAGUGGUCGAAACGCUUGCGUUCAGCGCCAGUCCGCAGCUGCGCAUGAUCAGUCUUGAAGGCAACGGUCUUCGAAUACUGCAGAAGAACGCUUUCGACACCCUGCCAAGCAUGGCUACUUUGAACUUAGCUGGAAAUGGCCUCAAGGAAAUAAGUAGCGGAAUGUUUGCCGGAAUGCCGAAUUUGAAGCAGUUGAACUUGAGACAGAACAGGAUACAAUCGAUUGAACCUGGAAGCUUUGAUACCGUCCCGUUGCUGUCCACGCUGGAUCUGGGACAGAACAAGCUAAAAAAAAUCCUGCCAAACGUCUUCACGAAGUUGGGCAAGCUCUUUUGGUUGGACUUGAGCGACAACAGCAUCAGCACAUUUGACGAGGGUGUAUUUCAAGCAAAGAUCAACCAUCUACUUUUGCAAGGAAACGGUCUCGAAUGCGACAACAAAAUCCGGUGGUUUUUUGACUACUUGCUGCAGAACGAGGUACGGACGUUUUUGCCCGGUCAGCGGGAGGUUGUUUGCGCGAAGCCGCCUGGCACAUUGCUGAAGGAUAUCUUGAUCGAGAAGGCAAACCAGACGAUGCAGAAAGAGGCACAACUGCCACCAUUGGACCUUACAAAUUUGAUCGGCAACUACGGACAUCUGAAGGAACUGAUGCAGCAGAAGUCGGACAGUGAGCAUGCGGUGGAAAACGGCAAAGGUGGGCUGCUGCCAACGUUGAACCAGCUGACUACUCCGUUGUCACGACUGAUUUCCGGAGGGGACAGCGUCUCGUCAUCAGACGUAAAGACGCUCAUCAAAAGUAUCCCUGAGCUGAUACGUCACAUCCCGUCAAGGCCAUCACCGUCGUUGACCAGCGACCUGAAGAAUGUCCCUCCAGAGCUGAUCGAUUACGUGCUAAGAGGGGGACAGAUUCCGGGUGUUCCACCACAAAUGUUACAACGCCUGAUCGAGGCGAACGCGAAGCAGCUGUUGGCGGAGAGUACGUCAUUGCCACCGCUGUCGUCGCUGCCGACCGAAAUGGUAAAGUCGGUGAUGAACGGCGGCACGAUCAUCGGUCUCAGCAAGGAACAGACACAGGCCCUGAAGGAUCGUUACAUCAAGCAGAUGGUCAGCGACAACUACACGCUAAGCACGAUCAGUUCGCUUCUGAGUGCCAGCGGCGGCGGCGGCAAAGACAGCGGCAGAGUCGCUUCUCUGCUGGCCGGCAACUCGUCGGACGGCUUUUUCGGCCUGUCCAUCAACGACCUCAAGAUACCGGUUCAGCUGGUACGACUGUUGAUUAAUAAGAACCCCAUGUUAUUUGGUCAGCUGGUCAGCAAGCAGCUAAAGGAAAACAACGUUGUCGUCAACGAGUCCGACUCCAACGCCAGUAUCGUCCAUUUGUUACCUCCAACCGAAAGUCCCCCACUGAUGGUCAUUCCCGAUGACCUGCCGUACGACGUGGCGGCUCUUGACCGCAAGGCUGACAUCCGCAACUACAAGGAAGAAGGCUCGGAACAGACCAACACGGGUAUGUGGGCGGGCAUCGCUUUGGGUUUCAUCAGCCUGGUGACAAUCAUCGCCACAACCAUCCUCUGCUGUCGCAGGUACAAAAAACGUCACGGUGUGGAAACAGAUCGGUCGGAGUUCAUACAGUCGAAGACCGCCUCCAGUUUCGACAGGUUUCCUAUCACCGAUUCAAGUAACAACACUGAUUCCUGCCGCUCUACGGUUCGAGUCUGUAGGCUUCCGACCCGGAGUCAAGAUAUGGCUGAAUUCAACGAGGUCCCGGGCUAUACGAGCUGGAAAUAUUUCGAACCUCAGACGAUGUUUCAACGACCAUGA